AGAGCCUCGGCUUACAGCUCGGCUGUGCUGAUCGCUAUCGGUGUCACGAGCUUUAGGGGAAGUGACGGGUCAGAUGCUGUCUCUGUGGUCUGCCAGUCUCUCAAGAAGGAAAGGAAGCGUCCGGAACGGUGAGCUGAACCGGGACAAUUGCCUCUAAGUGACAUGGAAGAGAGUGACAACCCUUACACCCCUCUCCUCCAAGCGAUUCAGAGCCCCUUCCUGUCAAAGCCGCUGUCAGUGGCCGUGAAGUCUGUACUGGCUGGGAUUAAUAUUGCAAAUAUCGUUUUGGGUUCCGUCUAUAUAAAUGGCUGCCCAGGCCAGCGUCUGAUUCCCUAUUACCUCAUUGUUUUGGGAGUGGGGUCCCUGCUGCUCCUCUCGCUCACCUGCCUCCCCUGUGGGGAUGGGAGAGACCCCCCGCGAACCACUCUGGGGCUUCUCUGCGCACAGGGAGCUCUCGCCCUAUUCCUCUUCGCCUUCUUCAUCGCAGGUAACGUGUGGAUCUAUUCUCUGUACUCAGAGCCCUGGGACUCGGCAGGAGACCCCAAAUGGUGUAACCGCAUCCUCUAUCUCUACGCCUUCUGGAUCACCACGUUCUUCCACAUGUGCUUCCUCCUCAUCAUCAUCGCCUUCCUGUGCCUCUUCAUCUGUCUCUGUGUCCUGAAGUCUUCUCUUAGCUCGAGGUCUCAAACAGACUAGGUGUCUCUCUACCCAACAAGGUGUCUCCCUUUCCCUGGUGGUGCAAACAUCCUCCAAGGAGCCUGGAGAGGCCUUCUCCUCACGGUCACCACAUUGGCCAUCUUUCCCACGGCAUUUCACUCGCUUCUUCUGUGAACCGCGUCUCACAGCUAGAACAUAGAUCGGCGUAUUCACUAAACCAU
Spea bombifrons (plains spadefoot toad) is the source of this 878-nucleotide messenger RNA. Its product is annotated as transmembrane protein 272-like. Bases 163 to 696 code for a protein of 177 amino acids. Lineage: Eukaryota; Metazoa; Chordata; Amphibia; Anura; Pelobatidae. The transcript is spliced from 5 exons. The record is from RefSeq and is a predicted model, not a curated record.